GCUUAACUAUAGCUCUCUAAAAAGGAACAAAACUUGCCAAAUCAUAAUUCUGAAUUAUUAAAAAAAAUAUUUUUACAAUGGAGCCAUUUCAUAAUUAUAGUUUCUUACCAAAGGAAAAAGAAAUUUUAUAGAGUAGGGGGAUUAGCUCAAAUGGUUAUCGCGCUCGCUUAGCAUGCGAGAGGUAGCAGGAUCGAUGCCCGCAUCCUCCAGUUUGGAUUUUGAUGCUGUUUAAAGGGAAACACCUCCCCCCCUCAAAAAAAUCUCAAGGUCUUCCGUUUUGAGGCAGCGCUUUCUGCUUAUUAAUGGUCUAAUUCUUUUUUUUUUACUACAACUUUUUACGGCCCUUCAAUCCAGUUCCCAAAGGGACACGCUCUUCGAGGACGAGGAUGGGAGGGCUAUGGAAAAAUCAGCUCUACAGUACAUCCGGAGCAACGAACGGGAGGGGAUCCCAAGAAUGAGCGACUUUUCAGAAGGCAAAGAGGAGGAGGAUUGUAGCCUGAGGUAAACUUUAAAAUUUUAAAUCCUUGAAAUCUUCCUUGUGCGAUCCAGGAGGUAUAUCUCUCGGGGCUUGUUUCUGCUGAAGCCAAAAACCUCGCUUGCCCUGCCUUUAGGACUUUCUGAGUGCAGCGGAAGAUGCUCCAUUGCGUUUCUGAAAGCGACCCGGAAUAACACACGGCGCAGCUCCAAGGAAGCCGGAUGCCACUGAGCCGCUGCGGGGAACAGCUGAACGGCUUGUUGAGGCUGCGAUGAGGACGCUUUUCGCUGGCCAUCGGCGGUCGACGACUGGUUCGAUCUGUUUUGCCCGUUGCCCCCGGCCACUGAAUAUAUAUUUUUCACUGCAUUUGCAUCAUCUCCCAUUCUGCACACCGCUGUCCCUGCGGGCUUGGACCAGCGGGAAUGCCUUUCCGACAUCGUUCCCAGGCGAGCCCCACGAUUCGGGCCUUCCUUGAAAGCAUCUCACAAGCUACAGAGAACCUAAAUCGAAGUACCCCAGCCACGCCCACUCGUGAGAUUCGCCUAUGGCUUCGGGUCACCUACUUUAAAAACGAAGACGACUUAAUUGGCGGCGCUCCCGCCCCGUCGGCUACCAUAGCAACCAAACAGGCGUGUCACCAGGGGAGGGAGGCGGCUAGCCAAUGGUGCAUCGAGUUGCUAUGGAGAGGUUCAGCAGACCAAUAGGGAGCUGGAUUGCUCCAGCCGAAGAAGCAUAGCCUAUGAUAAAAAACGUUGUUAUUGUCAGAGCAACCGGCCGAAGGUAGGGCUGGCCUGGCCCGGUGCCUCUGGCGGCGGCGACGGAAGCAGGAAAUACUUCAAACAACAUAUUGGAGGAGGAUGAAACCGCUCUGGUCACCGAGAUUACGAUGGAAAUACGCUGUGGUGGCCUAUUAUUCAGCUCCAAAUUCGACUCUGGCAAUUUGGCUCAUGUUGAGAAAGUGGAACACCAGGAAGGUGAUGGUGACAACAGUUUGAACGGCAAUAGCAGCAUCAAUACUUCUUCUGCCUCAGUGGUGUUUGGCAACUCCCUCCCCACUGCAGACUAUGAAUUCAAUAUGUGGACCAAGCCAGAUUGUGGUGAUACAGAAUAUGAGAAUGGGAACAGAUCCUGGUUUUACUUUAGUGUGAGGGGAGGAAUGCCUGGCAAGUUGAUCAAGAUUCAUAUUGUGAAUAUGAACAAGCAGACCAAACUUUAUUCCCAGGGAAUGACACCCUUAGUCAAGACAGUACCUGUCAAGCCCCGUUGGGAACGCAUUCGUGAGCGACCUUCCUUUGAGAUGGCAGAGACUCAGUUUGUCCUAUCUUUUGUGCACCGAUUCCUGGAUUGUCGAGGAGCCACCACAUACUUUGCCUUCUGCUAUCCCUACUCAUAUACAGAAUGCCAGGACAUGCUGACACAGUUGGAUGCCCACUUUGCAGAAUGCAGACAUCUCUCUCCUAGCAGUGUCCAACAUUAUGGCACAAUUAGUCGGAGGGCAGGCGCAGACUCUAGAAAAGCUGAGGGGAAGCCGCGCCCCACCACCCACAGAACAAGAAAGUACCCUAGAGGAGGACGUGGAAAAGGGAAAAAGGAGGCGGCCCCACCCAGGGGUACACCCUAUCUGGAUGCCAUCUAUUAUCAUCGGGAAUUGUUGUGCUAUUCCCUGGAUAAGCUACGUGUGGACUUGCUCACCAUUACAUCAUGUCAUGGCAUGCAGGAGAAGCGGGAGGCUCGACUGGAAAAGUUAUUCCCAGACAAGAACACACCCCGACCACACUGUUUUGUGGGAAAGAGAGUAUUCUUUCUGAGCAGCAGAGUACAUCCUGGGGAAACACCCUCUAGUUUUGUGUUCAAUGGAUUCCUGGAAUUCAUACUGAGGGAGGAGGAUCCUCGGGCCCAAAUGCUGCGUCGUAUGUUCAUCUUUAAGCUCAUCCCUAUGCUAAAUCCAGAUGGGGUGAUGCGAGGACACUAUCGGACAGAUGCUCGUGGAGUUAAUUUGAAUCGUCAGUAUUUGAACCCUGAUGCAGAGUUGCAUCCUGCUGUGUAUGGGGCCAAGGCUGUCAUGCUCUAUCACCACGUUCACAGCCGGAUGCAGCCAGAUUCUCCUGAUUGGCGAACCUAUGCCUCUCCGCUCAACACAAAAAUAGCCAAUCAACGUUCUACCCGCAAAUGUCCCCAUAGUGAAGACAUCCCUCUUUCUGAGCUGGAAAAAUCAAACAACCUUCGCAACUCUUCCACAGAGUUCUGUAUCACCUCAUCCCAGGACCUUGAAACCUCAGAGGUACCAGGAAGCAAAGACCAUGAUGUCUGGAUCCUUUCAAAAGAACUGUUAUCUGAGCACUGUGAGAAUGAAGUUGAGAAUCCUCCACCAGCCCCAGAAACCAUCUCACCUCAACAGAGUGGUCUGGCUUACUAUGUUGAUCUGCAUGGACAUGCCUCUAAGCGUGGCUGUUUCAUGUAUGGGAACAACAUUUCUGAUGAGAACUACCAGGUUGAAAAUAUGCUAUUUCCUAAGCUCAUCUCCUUGAAUUCUGCUCAUUUUGAUUUCACGGGGUGCAACUUUUCGGAGAAGAAUAUGUAUGCUAAAGACAAGCGGGAUGGACAAUCAAAGGAGGGCAGUGGACGUGUGGCCAUUUAUAAGGCCUCAGGCAUCAUUCACAGUUACACACUGGAAUGCAAUUACAACACAGGAAGAUCAGUCAAUACUGUUCCAGCAGCAUGUCACGAUAAUGGGCGGGCAACGCCUCCUCCUCUCCCAACAUUCCCAUCCAAAUACACCGUGGAACUGUUUGAGCAGGUUGGAAGGGCUUUAGCAAUCGCAGCACUGGAUAUGGCAGAAUGCAACCCCUGGCCUCGGAUUGUCCUCUCUGAACACAGUUGCCUUAGCAAUCUGCGUGCCUGGAUGCUGAAACAUGUGCGCAGCAUGAGAGGAGUGACAGGCUACUCCAAGAGGAAGGGUACCAAAACCCCACCCAAGGGGGGCAAUGGGAUUUCUGCUUCCAGCUCAGAGAAUUCUCUCUGCCGAGCCAGGAGCUUCAGUAAUGGUAGUGUCAAUCAACAAGCUACCCCUCAUGUCAAGACCUCACCCAGCUUCACCUUCAGCUCCUCUCACACCCCCGCCUCCUCGGGGGGCUUGGGGCAGAGCCCUCGGAAAGGUGCCUCAAGGGUGCUGGCCCUUGUGCGAGAACCUCGAGUUCAGGAGAAGAGGCGCCAUCAGCACCAGACCUUGCUACGAGCUGCUGUGAGCAGCAUCCAGGCACCCUCUCUCCCUUGUUCCACCAGAAACACUUCUCAUCUCCAGCUGGCUCCCAGCCUAGGUUCCUGCUCCCUUCCAACUACUAUCAACAUACCAGGACCCAGCUGCAACAGUCUACGUACAGCUGCUAAGGCUAGCACUGAGCAUGUCCCUGAGAAGCUGAAGCCUCCACCUUGUGGCCUAGCAUUGCUACAGAACUUUUCAAGACGGCUGAACAAUGAAAAACUAUCAGAAACUACUAGUUUAGAUAUACUGAUGCCUCGGCCAAGCCGGAUCCCCAUACGCAGGAGACCAGUAGGACAAACCCAGCACUUACUCAGAUUUCAUAGCUGCAGUGAUGACUCUUCCCUCAAGGUGUGGAAAUAUGCACCCCCAGAGAUACCAACACAAAGUUCCUUGCCAGAAUUUCAACUGGAAAUGCCAGUAACGAGUCAGAGGGAAGAAUCACUUUUUAUGUGCAACCCUCCCAAAGUUUUGCUGGACGAGGUAUGGGGAGGAGGGAGCUCUGCAAAGCCAGCUGCUGCUGCAGCCCUUACCUGCAGCCGCUGCCAUCCCCUUGAACCCUUGUCUUGUAGACAGAAGAAGAAGAAGCAACGCCUUUACCGUUGUAUAGGCAGUAGCCACCCUCCUUAUUGAAACUUUGGGGCAGCAUAGCUGCAGUUGACAUCAUUAGUCCCCUGAGCCAGCUCUCUCUGUUGCAGCAUCUCCCUGGGCGACCAGAUUCCCCCCAACUCACCUACCGCAAGAUCCUGUCUUUCUGCACUGAGGCCUGACUUGCCAGUGGAGGCACAACAGCUGUAGCCCAUGUGCUCUAGCACCUCAAGUGCCACCACCCCACAGCAUGCCAGCUGACUCCAACUCAUUCCUUGGUGUGGAGGAAACCUCUUGAGAUCCUUCUUGUUGGUACUUGAUGAGUUCGUGAUUCAAUCACCCCCUUCCUCUCCUCUUUCCUCUUUUAAAUCAAAGCUGCUUUUUAGAGCAGCAGCCAGUAGUUCUGGCUUUGAGACUUUGCCAGGAAUAAGGGCCUCAAAUCACAUCUUUUUUUGUAGCCAGCUACACAAGACAUUGAAGGCUUAAGGGAAAAUGGGCCCCUGACUGUUUCCCAGCAAUCCUCAUUUAAAUCUGGGAAUCCAUCUAAUUUGUUUUUUGUGAAGGAGGUGCCUUUGAAAAAAGAAGCAAACCAGGCUAAUUGCAAGAAGCUGUGCAGGUGCACGUAUGACACAUGGAAAGCAUAACAUGAUCAGCUCCUCCUGGUCUGACUACAGCUAGUGCCGUGGCCAAGACCCUUCCUCCAAUGUUAUUUCCACCACUGUACAUAAUUGGUUACUAGGUUGGAAGCUAUUUUUGAAACAAGUUUGUCUUAUAACAUGUUUCUAUAAAUAAAUUGCAUUUGUCAGAAAAACAAAA
Messenger RNA from Crotalus tigris (Tiger rattlesnake), 5138 nucleotides. It is a transcript of the gene AGBL5, whose product is annotated as ATP/GTP binding protein like 5. Lineage: Eukaryota; Metazoa; Chordata; Lepidosauria; Squamata; Viperidae. Gene Ontology annotation, molecular function: zinc ion binding; metallocarboxypeptidase activity. The transcript is spliced from 17 exons. The coding region runs from base 1362 to 4367 and encodes 1001 amino acids. Gene Ontology annotation, biological process: proteolysis; protein deglutamylation. The record is from RefSeq and is a predicted model, not a curated record.